This is a messenger RNA of Gekko japonicus, 1379 nucleotides long. It is a transcript of the gene GCLM, whose product is annotated as glutamate-cysteine ligase, modifier subunit. Gene Ontology annotation, biological process: glutathione biosynthetic process. Lineage: Eukaryota; Metazoa; Chordata; Lepidosauria; Squamata; Gekkonidae. Gene Ontology annotation, molecular function: glutamate-cysteine ligase catalytic subunit binding; enzyme regulator activity. Gene Ontology annotation, cellular component: glutamate-cysteine ligase complex. The record is from RefSeq and is a predicted model, not a curated record.
GGGAGUGGAGGGGUGUGUGUGUGUGCCUUGUCUCGCUUCCUCCGACCGAGAGAGCGCCCUGCAUCUCCGCCUCCCCGCUGAGCGCCCGCUUCUCUCCCCCUCUCCCGCACGCUCUUGUAUUGGCCCUUCGCCUACUGUCCCUCGCGCCAUGUGACCCCGAACUGUGACAAAGCACUUUUGUUUUUUGCUUAGUCAUCGCCGCCGCCGCCGUCGAAGAGAGUCCCGGCGAGCCGCCCGCCGCCAGUAGUCUUUUCAGCCCCGGAGCCGUCGCCUGCUCGCAUCGAGCCUUCCGGGAGCAGCCGCCACUAAGCCGCCGAGCACCGGGCUCCUGCAUGGGGACCGAGAGCGGCAGCGCCGGCGUCCUGCUGGGACAAGCGGGCGUCCUCAACUUGCAGACGGGCAACCUGCUCAACUGGGGCCGCCUGCGGAAGAAGUGCCCGGCGGCCCCCAGCGAAGAGCUGCGGGAUUGCAUUAAGAAAACCUUAAAUGAAUGGAGUUCAAAGAUCAGCCCUGAUCUAAUGCAGGAAAUGCCCGAUAUCCUUGAAUGUACUCUGGCUCAAGCAAUAGAAAAGAUCAACCCUGAAGAAAGGGAAGAGUUGAAAGUUUCAGCAAAACUGUUUAUUGCGGGAUCAAACUCAUCAUCAAUCAGAGAAGCAGUCAAUAUGACAUGUUCUGCCCUUGGGGUAGAACAGUUAGAUUCUGUGAUUAUCGCUCCUCCUCCAACUGAAGACGGAAUAAAUCUUUCAGAGUAUUUACAGCCUUACUGGUCAGAACUUGAAAACAUAGUUCAAAACAAAAAGAUUGUUGCCAUAGGGACUUCUGAUCUAGACAAAGCCCUGUUGGAGCAGCUGUUUUUGUGGGCACAGGUGAAGCCAAGCAGUAACCAAGUGAACCUUGCUUCCUGUUGUGUGAUGCCACCAGAUCUGACUGCCUUUGCAAAAGAAUUUGACAUCCAGUUGCUAACUCAUAAUGAUCCAAAAGAACUACUUUGCGAAGCAAGUUUCCAAGAAGCUCUUCAGGAAAGUAUCCCAGAAUGCCAAGUACAUGAAUGGACUCCACUGUGGCUUCUGCGGUAUUCAGUCAUUGUGAAGAGCAGAGGAAUUAUCAAAUCCAAAGGCUACAUCUUACAAGCAAGAAGAAUACCUUCAUCUUAAGACUUUUGACAAUGGCCUGGUUGUGAAAAGAUCCUUUCUCUACAAGGCAUUGCACCAAGGUGCAAAUGAACAAAUGUGUUAUUAUUAAGUGGUCAGUGAUGCCCAAAUUGUAUAGUGGCAUAGACAUGUGACAGCAUACUUGAUCCAUUGAUUUCCUUUCUUUUCUUACGUGCUUUUUGUACAGAGACCAGCUUGCUCAAAUGGGAAAUAGUUGUUUUCACUAAA